GCCAGCAAUUAAACAUUUUACCACCAGGGUGCAAUAUUUGACACCAUACUCAGUUAUCUGUGAUCUUCCGGUUUGAUUUCAAAAGAAUAAUCAUGAAGAGGUCACGGCGAAGUGUGGCGUGGGACCAUUUUGAUUUAAAAAGCGAAAUAGUUCACUGCAAACAUUGAGAUGCCGUGUAUAAGUACAACACGGCCACGACUCAAAUGAUGUACCACUUAAACAAAGUGCAUCCGUCUCUGGUUAAUGUCGGUGGCGGUGCAUCCUGCUCUCGGUCUCAACCUAGCAUCAAGUCAGCGUUAGCACGGACUCGGAGCUGUGAUGCACAACGAGCAGAGAAAAUUACCCAAGGGAUCUGCAAGUUCCUUGAGAUGGAUAUUCCGCCCUUAAGUGUUGUUGAGGGCAAUGGUUUUCGAGAACUGAUACAUUUAUUGGAACCAGCAUAUCAAAUUCCAUCACGACGCACCAUAACCAGACUGGUAGAAACUCACUACGAAGAACGAAAGCAGCAGCUGUUAAAAGAAUUGAGCAAAGCUGAGAGAGUUGCUCUAACUACAGACUGCUGGACCGCUUUAACAGCUGAGAGCUACAUCACCAUAACCUGCCACUACAUCAGUGAUGACUGGCAAAUGAACACAGCGGUCCUGCUCACAGAAAGCCUGCCAGGCCGGCAUACAGCUGACCACCUCGCUGAGAAAAUGAAUGGAGCUGUAGACCAGUGGGGACUUAAAGGCCGAGUUAUUGCAUGCGUUCAUGACAACGCGGCCAAUAUUGUAGCUGCCAACAGUCCCACCAGAGUGCCCUGGAUUUCCGUUGCCUGCUUUGCACACACCCUCCAGUUGGCCAUAAAUGACGGAUUUGCACUGUAUCUUCAUCGGGUAAUAUCAGCGGCUAGUAAACUCGUUAGCCACUUUAAUCACAGCACUACAGCAACCAAAGCGCUGCAAAAGAAACAGGAGCAAAUGGGCCUCGCAACUCACCGGCUUACCCAGUCGUGUAAAACACGGUGGAACUCCGUGUGCGAGAUGUUUGAUCGGCUGGUGGAGCAGCGGUGGGCUGUUGUUGCUGUGCUGUCGGACCGAACCGUGACCAAGCUUCAAGAUGCCAGGAUCCUGGAGUUGAAGGAUGAGUACUGGCAGCUGAUGGAGGACACACAGCCCGUGCUGUCAGCACUUAAAUGUCCCACCAUGGUUAUGUCUGCAGAGAAAGACGUCUCCAUCUUGAACACUUAUCCCGUCACCUUCGGCCUCAUCAAUAUCCACCUCAUGCGCAAUGAAGGAGACGGGCCCAGACUCAUCGAAUUCAAGACAAAAGUGCGUUCCUCUCUCAUCCAACGAAUGAAUAUUGAGUCUGGUGAGUUUGUGUCAUUCGCCCCCAUGAUCUCAUCAAUGCUGGACCCUCGUCACAAACACCUGGGCUUUCUUACACCAACACAGAGACUGGCUGCUAAUGUGAAACUGGUUGAACUGGGAGAGGCGGUGGGGACCGAUAGGGCGGCUAUCCAACAGGCUGGGGGAGUCGAGGCUGCGUUGUCUGACACGGACGAGGGGAGCGCAAACACUGAAGUCGCGACCUCCCAGUCAUCUGCUAUGGCACAACUCCUUGGGGAUCACUAUACCACUCAAUGCGAGGCUGGCAUCGAAACAGAACUUCAGAACUUUCUGAGGGAGACUUCCCCACCCCUGAAUUGCACACCUAGAAAUUGGUGGAAAGUGAAUGGAAUAAGGUUUCCUAGGCUGGCCAAGUUAGCGUGGCGGUACCUGUGCAUCCCGGCAACGUCAGUCCCCUCAGAGCGGGUGUUUUCGGCGGCUGGACUGACGGUCACCAGGUUGCGGUCGCGUCUGACCUCAGAUCAUGUCAACAUGCUUAUAUUUCUCAACAAAAAUCAGUAAACUGGUGCAGAAGUUGUAUGCGAGUUACUAAAGUUAGUUAUUUUUCACGAGGCUUUAAGUAGCCUAAUUUGUUAAGUAAGCCUAAUUGUUAGGAAGCACUUUCUUCUGGCUUGGAUAGUUUUGAGUUACAUUUUGACAAAACCUGUCAGAUCUAAGUAUUAUUAUGUUUUUUGUUUAAGUUAUUGUUUAACAUGAUUCUUUUGUAUUAUCAUUAUUUUGGAACAAAUGAGGUCUCCGUUUAAGAACGCCGGCUCGCAGCCGCAGGUUCCGCUGCUUCAGAGCACCGCAUAUGCACGCGCAUAUAUGUUCAGUUUGCCUGAACGUAGCUAGUUUAACGUAGUCUGCCACAAGUUUAUCUUGUAAUAAAGGUCUCAUCGAGGAAAAACACGCUGUAUUUUUGUAUUCAUUUCAUCUUUGAAUUAUAAAAGUUAAAUAAUUAAUUUUAUUAUAAAAAUAUUAAUGAUUAAUCGAUAGUCGAUCGUUAAUUCUCCCGACGAUCGACUAAGAAAAAUUAAUCGAAUGCCCAUCCCUAUUCUGUAUACUGAGUGAUGAAUCCGCGUCAUAUUGGCGGCAGUGCAGGACCUUCUGUGUCUCACUCAUUUUGGUUUGUGUCAGACAUGCGUAAUGGGAUAUUAAAUUACCCAGCAUCCUCCGCUCCACCUGGACCCGGGCCAUCUGUUCCUGCGCUCUGUAUCUUCUGAUGCAUCGGGUCAUGGAUGUGUGAGUGAACGCUCUGAUAGUCUGCCGAAACCCUGAGCGAGUGUGUUGGACUGUGAUUUGUGGCCCGUUUCAGGAGGAUUGUAAAUAGGACGUGCUGCAGAUGAAGGUCCCUGCAGCCGCUGACAGCUUCACGUGUUUAUUCUCACGCAGAUCUGAAACUAGAAGAAACGAGACGAGCUGCUUUGAUAAAAAUAAGCAUAACUCACCGUUCUUCAUCAUUCCAGUCAACAAAUAUCGAGAUGGCUUUGUGCAAUUAUUAUGUAGAUUUAUUUAAAGAAAUACAUAUAUAAGCUCAGUGCUUUAAUGUUUUUUAAGACAGUCAGUUAUAAAUACAAGUAUUGUAAUUCAACAGUUGUGCUGAAUAGUAAUAAUUCAUUUAAAAAAUGGCAAAUAUCUGAUAUAUCUUUCGAUUGCAGUGUAUACUAUGCAGUAAGCACUAUGCAGUGUGCUAGUAUUCCAUUCUAAACAUGACCUCCAGAUCCAUGGAAACAUUCUGUUUGUUUAAUCUGGAGAACCUCUGUGUUUCCUCCACGCAGGUCUCUCCUGACAGAACUCAUUUUAUGAGUGCACUAAGUAGCUAGCGUGUAAAAGUUUACUGGUCUCUUUACGAGCGCCGCUGAUCGUCUCCAGGGCUUUGAACGAAUGUCAAACGCGAGCGCUGGCCUCCAUCAGGCCUCAGAUUGAGUUCCAGAGGCCAAGUCCUGAGAGAAAUGAGCUGCAAGAACAGAUCCGUCUGGAUUUAAAGACGCAGAGGAGUAACUGGAGGCCAGUUUGAGAGCAGACUGCAUGCUGAAGUCAGUGGCUUGUGUUUCUGAUCAGAUGUUUCUGAACCUCGCUUCUCGUAUUUUGUUCUCUACAACCUCCGUACAACCCCAGAUACUGGCAGAACCCACACAGAUAGUCCUGAACACUAACUGAACGAGCC
Molecule: messenger RNA, 3534 nt
Organism: Cyprinus carpio (common carp)
Lineage: Eukaryota; Metazoa; Chordata; Actinopteri; Cypriniformes; Cyprinidae
Product: E3 SUMO-protein ligase ZBED1-like
Exons: 2
Coding region: 204-1889 (561 amino acids)
Source: RefSeq, a predicted model, not a curated record